Messenger RNA from Labrus mixtus (cuckoo wrasse), 6377 nucleotides. Its product is annotated as F-box/LRR-repeat protein 3-like. Gene Ontology annotation, biological process: SCF-dependent proteasomal ubiquitin-dependent protein catabolic process; positive regulation of protein ubiquitination. The coding region runs from base 218 to 1522 and encodes 434 amino acids. Gene Ontology annotation, molecular function: protein binding. Lineage: Eukaryota; Metazoa; Chordata; Actinopteri; Labriformes; Labridae. Gene Ontology annotation, cellular component: SCF ubiquitin ligase complex. The transcript is spliced from 6 exons. The record is from RefSeq and is a predicted model, not a curated record.
UCAGGCGCUUGGAAUACAAAAAUUCUCGUCAAAAACUUGCUUUGUAAGAUUGCAGUCGGCGUUUGCUGACUUACCCGACACACCGUGCGGUCCUAUGGUCCAAUGUGUUUGAUCGGUCGACCAGCUCGGACGCGGUUUUCUUGUGCGGGUCCUGGUUGACGGUGAUUGAUCGCUUUUGUGGAUAACCAGCCGACAGAGGCGAAAGGUGAAAGACAGGAUGAAACGUGCGCUGAAAGGCAAUAAGCAGGAGGACGGAGGUGGCACCAGCGCCGGGUCUCAGGAGACUCUUAAACGGUCCCGCAAGCAGAGGAGGGAGAAAGAUUUUGAAGGAGAGGGAGCCCAGUGGGAGUGUCUGCCACAGGAGAUCCUGCUCCACAUCUUCCAGUAUCUGCCUCUUCUGGAUAGAGCUUACGCUUCUCAGGUGUGUCGAAGCUGGAACCAAGCUUUUCACAUGCCAGAGCUGUGGCGAUGUUUUGAGUUUGAGUUGAACCAGCCAGCUAGCUCUUACCUGAAGGCCACGCACCCAGACCUCAUCAAACAGAUCAUCAAGAGGCACGCCAACCACCUGCAGUAUGUCAGCUUCAAGGUGGACAGCAGCAGAGAUUCUGCAGAGGCGGCGUGCGACAUCCUCUCUCAGCUCGUCAAUUGCUCUUUAAAAACUUUGGGGCUCAUCUCAACAGCCAGGCCCAGCUUCAUGGAGCUGCCCAAAUCUCACUUCAUCUCAGCCCUGACGGUGGUUUUUGUCAACUCGAAAUCCCUGUCCUCCCUGAAGAUUGAUGACACCCCUGUGGACGACCCCUCCCUCAAAGUCCUGGUGGCCAAUAACAGUGACACCCUCAAGCUGCUGAAGAUGAGUAGCUGCCCUCACGUUUCACCUGCAGGCAUCCUUUGUGUGGCUGAUCAGUGUCAUGGACUAAGAGAACUAGCUCUUAACUACCAUUUGCUCAGUGACGAGCUUCUCAUCGCCCUCUCCUCCGAGAAGCACGUCCACCUGGAGCACCUUCGCAUCGACGUGAUUAGCGAGAAUCCAGGCCAACAGUUCCACAGCAUCAAGAAGAGCAGCUGGGACGCCAUGGUGCGACACUCUCCUAAAUUCAGUCUGGUCAUGUACUUCUUUCUGUACGAGGACGAGUUUGGCCCUUUCUUCCUUGAUGAAAUCCCUGUCACACAUCUGUACUUUGGACGCUCCGUCAGCAAAGACGUGCUGGGCCGCGUCGGGCUCACCUGCCCGCGCCUGGUGGAGCUCGUGGUGUGCGCCAACGGGCUGCGGCCGCUGGAUGAGGAGCUGAUUCGCAUCGCCCAACGCUGCACGCAGCUGUCUUCCAUCGGAUUGGGAGAGUGCGAGGUCUCCUGCAGCGCCUUCGUGGAGUUUGUGAAGAUGUGCGGCGAUAGACUGACACAGCUAUCCAUCAUGGAGGAGGUGCUGGUUCCAGAUCACCGCUAUGGGCUGGAUGACAUCCACUGGGAGGUAUCAAAGCAUUUAGGUCGCGUCUGGUUCCCAGACAUGAUGCCUACCUGGUAAAGCUCGGGGAGAAGUUUGUGUCCAAAAGUUUUAGUGUCUGUAUGUGUGCCACUUUGAGAACUAAAUGUAUUGCAGACGCGCCUCAUCUUUCUUUUAGUUCUUUCCCAGCCACAAACUUUACGCUAAUCUCUCUUACUGAAUGCACAAAAAAAUUACUUCUUUUUUUAUUUGAAGAAAUGAAACAUAUAGCAAUGAUUGCAACUACUUCACACCGUUUCAUGUAUAUAAUUUUAUAUUUAUAUGAUAUUUAUAUCUAAAUGUAUUUCUCACUUGUCACAAUUAGCACCUUUUGCUCUUGUCUUUGUUUAGGUGCAACAUCUUUUAGAUUGGUUAGAGGUAGUGUUCGUGCAGAAUUCAGAGGAGACAUUUUUCCAGAGGAAUAAACAGGCAUGUCAGGGCAUCCUUAAAAAAUGAAUUGACAUUUAUGUACACAGAAGUAAACACAGGAGAAUGCAUAAACAUUUUGCCAUAUCAUGAGCAGACAUUUGUACAAGUCCUCUAAAUCAGCCUUUCCGAGUCAGGCCCGUUUUUACUGGGUUGCCCCAAAGUAAAAUGCCUGAAAGUUGACAAACUAAUUAUCCUUAUUAAAAUAGAAUUGGUGUUCAUUUUUGCUACACAUGCUGUGUGGGGGGGGGCUGUCUCUCCUCCUCCUUUCCUACUCACACCGCUGGUCAGUGACGCUCUCACGGGCCCUCUGGCUUGACUGCGCGCUAUGCGGAGAGUGAGUGAAUGGUACUGUGUCCAUGAUGUCAAAGCGAAAAUAUAAAGAAGAGUUCAUAAACCAAAGCCUUUUAAAAUGCAGAGGGAGAGGCCUCUGUGUUUUAUGAGGCGAGGUGCUCAGUACGGUCAUUAAAGCUGAAGCUCAAAACGAAGCAUCUGCAGCAGCGAGGAAAGUCAAAAUGAUUGUUCCUGUGAAAAGAAGAGGUUCAAGAAACAGUAUUUUGAUAUAGGAAAAGUAGCCCAAGUAACGUUAAGUCAUUUUAAUGGACGCAAGAACGCACAUUUGAACUCAGUUUGCCAUUCAUAUCCGCAUGAUUUCAUGUGAAUGCAGCUGACUGAUUAGAAACAUGUUUGUACCUUAACAAUUAGAGAGAGAGAUGGGAAAGAGGGCGUUAGAAAGAUGUUGGGUUGUGUGUGUGUGUGAGUGUGUGAGUGUGACUAUGUGGUAAAGACCAGUGAGAGUGGUAACUUUUUAAAGAUAAUAUCCUCUCUCAUCAACCAGACAUUUAAAGGGAACAGACUCGAGCAUUAGUUCAUAUUUAAAGAUGUUAUGGCAGUACAUGAUGUAUUUCUGUCAGUUUGGAUCCCUGCACAUUUCUCCAUUGGGUUUAAGCUGAAAAAGCUUGGGAGCCCCUGCUCUGAAUAAACAUCAGCAAUGUUAAACCUUAAGAGUUUGAAGACGGUAUAAAAGUAUAACUUUACUUAACACGUCGAGCGCUGACUCAGUCUGACUAUAUCAGAAACAUUUACACAUGGACUGGAUAGUUCGUCAGAAAACUUCAUUGAGGGUUUCAUGUCUAAGUUAUGAGUUUUUGUCUCCUGUCAUAGUUUUGGUGUUUGAUGGAUAUUUGUCUCUGUUUGAUAUCUUUAGAGUGUGUGUCCUAGUCACAGCAUCUUAUUUUGAAAAACAGCAACAACAGCACUGCCUCUUCCUCUGUCCUGUCACUUUAACAGGAUUAAAGCUAAAGGCAGUUUCACACUCCUGCUAAUAGUGAAGGUGCUGCUCUUAUAAUCAUCUUAGCCUGUAUGUACUGUACAUAUGAAUGAAUGUAUAUUUACAUAAAGGGUGUUGUUUUAACAUGCUUUUGUGUUUCAUGUACAGCAGCUAUAUUUCUGCAUUGCCUGACCCAUGUUUGGAAUGUAAUUCUUAAUAUCUAUAUUUCAAUCACUUUCUAUCUGUAGAGCAUUAAAUAACAAGAGUUAUCUGGUGACACUUUACACACAGAGCAGGUCUAGACCAUACUCUUUCUAUAUUCUUAUUGACUGACGCACUUAUUUUCAUGAAGGACCCACGUUUAACAAAAUGAACUGCAAAGUCACAUGAGGAUGAAACAGAUUUUAUAGCAUAGUAUUUGUAGAUGUUGAUCGUUUUCAGUUUAUCUGUCAGUUUAAUAAGUCACCUUGAAUAUGACGGUGGACUUUUUCAUUUGUGACUUUGGACAAACUCAAGCUGCUUGUAAGCACAAACGUUCAACACGCUAAGCCAAUAGUUUACCAGAGAAAUAUUUAUUGUUGUUUAGCUUUUAUAAUGUACUUUGUGUGAAUGUACUUUAGCUGCAAAAUAAAUCAAUAAAUACGUGGAGGAUGCCCCAUGAUGAGAAAAUGCAUGGAUGUUCAAGUGUGGACAAAAAUGAGUAAUGUUCACUGAUGCUUUUGAAAACAUAGAAGAGAGGCUCAUAGUUUCACUUACAGCGACGUCUUCUUUAUCUUUAAAGAGCAGUUUUUGUGUGACUUUAACUGAAGUUUCCAUGGCAACAUGAUUAAAGCCAGACAAAUGUAAAUGUUACUGCACGUCGGCAUAUUUGAAGUAUUACUCUCUAAGCCUAUCAUCCAGAAACAAUUAACAUGGCCUUAAAUAAGGAUCUUUAUUUUCAACUGUAGUUCAUGGUGGGCUUUUAUUGUUUGUCCUCGGUCAUAUUUAUCUCUUGGAUUAAAAAAAAAGAAGUAGGUGCACAUCAUCCAGAAACUGUGGUGUUAAUGUAAUUGAUAAUUAAAAAAAAAUGUAAAUACAUGCUGUUAAUGAGAUUAUUGUGGAGCAGUAGACAGGAGAGUGUGUGGCAGCUGAAUGUUGAUGUAAAUGUGUAGGUAUCAAAGUUGAUGUCUGACUGUGCUGAAGAUAACACCCUUGGACUUGUGCAAUGAAAGAGACUGGAAAUCAUUAUUUGGUAAAAAAUGUAUGAUGGUUUUACAGGCUUCGUAUACACAUCCCCUUCUUUCUUUUUACAAAUGUUGAUUUUUAAAAAAAAGAAAAAAGGCUUUGAUUCACAACAAUAUUUCUUCUGUUGUCUCCCUCUAAUUUGUACCCAUCAUGUCUUAAUCGUAUGUGUUGGACUUUAUCCUUUAAUUGUCAGAGCUUCUUUUUUUGUAUUUAUAAAACCAAGCCCCCUGCUGGUUUAUAUUUAUUGCAUUUGUAUUCAAUGCGUAUAGAUGGGUAGUGUACCAUUCAAAGAAAGGCUUAGUAAGGCCUGCUGUUUUUAUAUAAAGAGUACAGUGGCAUGGUGUUUUGAUUUCAGCUCAACAAGGCCGCUCUGUACCGAUCAGAUUUAUUGGACGGUAACCUGCUUGUACUUUUUCCAAAGAUGUGUGAUAUUUGAGUAAAGUUCAUAGCCACAUUACAAAAGUCUGUGUUUCUCUAUUCUCGACCUGUUUAAGAAUGCUUUUGUUGCCUUGUGCACUCCUCUUAUCAUUUGUCUAACACUAUGCAAAAUAUGUUUUGUCUAUUUGUUUAUGGUUAACAAUAGACACAUUUAGCUGGUGUAAAUUGGUAAAAAAAAAAAAAACGUCAGCUCAAGGCAGGACAGAUGUGAAAUUAGCCAGUCAAAAGGUUUAGACUCUAAAGCUCUAAACUGUGUUGGAAAUGGGCCAUUAAGGAGAAAAAGGUAUGGAUGCAAUAAAAUGCAAGUAAAUGUUAUUUAUACUGCACUUACCUCGAAGCAAAGUGCUUAGAAGAAAAGGUAUAUAAACGAGUGCAAAACUGAGGACAUAAAAACAGACACAAGCAAGAGAGGACACAUUCAAAUAAUAGCUCCAUUAAGUGAAAUCAGAUAAAAGAUAUAACUUGAGCGCUGUCUUCUCUUCCACCCACAGCUCAUUAAUUUUUUAAGUCUUUAAGGAUUUAAAAGGCCAAUAAGUGAUAUUUCUUAAAUAGGAAAUGUGCUGGAAGAGCUUCAGGUAUUGACAAAGAGCUGAUGAAGUUAGAUAGGUGGUGCUACUUAAAUCCAUGUGCUUUAUUGUUUCAAACACAAAAGUUUUACAAAGGACAUCAGCCGUCAUCAGGUUUUACAGCUUUGUUUGCAGAGCGUUCACACAAAAAGAAAUCGUAUUUUUAAUUAUGAUCCCUUCAUAUUUGAAUGUCAAUUAAACGUCAGCUGUAAAAGCUAAGAUCAUGAAAAGAACAUGAAGUGAAUGAAGAAAUAAGUUUAUUUGGUAUCUUUGUUGGUGAAGUAAAGUGAUUGAGGUGCUACGUUAAAAAGAGGCAUCACUUUGGCUCUUUUAUUGCACUAAUAAAGUAUCGUUUAUUAAUGAACCUUUUCACUCUUGAUAAAGUAAUGAAGCAUCUAUGUGACCUUAGUCUUUGAGGUCAGUACUUUUCUAGAUUAGGUGUCCGAGGUCUUUGGCUGGGAAGAAACAUUUCUUAUUUGACAAUCACAAACUGUCCUUUUUUGCUGCUGUUAGUUUGAAAAAUGUUGCUAUAUCUUUUUCUAAACUGUCCUUAGAAUACAGAGUGAAUUCAGUCAAUUUUACUGUGUGGGCCUACAGGGCUCUUAAAUCAACAGCAAUACCCUAGUGUGUGUGUGUGUGUGUGUGUGUGUGUGUGUGUGUGUGUGUGCGCACUCCUGGUAGAGAGGCAAACAAGAGUGUUUUGAGAAUCAGUUUAACCCACACAAAUGACGUUAUGUAGCCAAGAAACUUAAUUUGUGGCAGUUAUUUUAUAAUUUUAUAAUGAAAUCUCUUCAGAGAGCCUAUUCACCUGACAUGAUAAUAUGAUAUAUUGCCUCACAUACAUUUUUAUUAUUAACGUUUGGACCUUUCAGUCAAAUUUAGCUGAUGUACGUGAAUUGUGCAUAAACUGUGGUGCUGCCUAUUAAUCCAUCACCCCUAUGUUUAGCAUUAAAAUACAUUCCUGGGAGUAUUA